This is a messenger RNA of Pectinophora gossypiella (pink bollworm), 1577 nucleotides long. RefSeq names its product glutamate dehydrogenase, mitochondrial-like. The coding region runs from base 1 to 1542 and encodes 513 amino acids. The record is from RefSeq and is a predicted model, not a curated record. Gene Ontology annotation, molecular function: L-glutamate dehydrogenase (NAD+) activity. Gene Ontology annotation, biological process: L-glutamate catabolic process. Lineage: Eukaryota; Metazoa; Arthropoda; Insecta; Lepidoptera; Gelechiidae. Gene Ontology annotation, cellular component: mitochondrion. The transcript has 11 exons.
AUGUCAGUGAGGGGGUACGAAGUCCCUGCUGACCUACAGAAGGUUGCCUCUGACCCCGACCCGAGUUUCUAUAGAAUGGUGGAGUAUUACUAUCACUAUGCCGUGUCGGUGUGCGAACCCGCGCUUGUAGAAUACUUAAAGAAACACACCCAUAUGUCUGACAAGAAGCGGCAGCAGAGGGUGUCCGGAAUUUUGAAGGUGAUGGGAUCCUGCAACAGUUCUCUCCAGUUCGAAUAUCCUCUACAGCGUAAGAAUGGCGAAUAUCAGAUAAUCGAGGCCUACCGCUCGCAACACAGCGUUCACAGGCUGCCUUGUAAAGGGGGCAUCAGAUUCUCGACCGCGGUGGACCUUAGCGAGGUGAAAGCUCUGGCUGCGCUAAUGACGUACAAGAAUGCCUGUUCCAACAUCCCCUUCGGAGGGUCCAAAGGAGGCAUAUGCAUCGAUCCGAAGAAUUUCUCAGUGGCUGAGCUGCAGCGGAUCACACGACGAUACACUUUGGAACUUGCCAAGAAGAACUAUAUAGGAGCGGGCAUAGAUGUACCAGCGCCCGACGUGAACACUUCUGGUCGCGAGAUGUCUUGGAUUGUGGAUACCUACAUCAAGACUUUAGGAUACAAUGACCUGAAUGCUGCGGCGUGCGUGACGGGCAAGCCGAUCAACGGCGGCGGCAUCCACGGCCGCGUGCCGGCCACCGGCCGCGGCGUCUUCAUGACCAUCAGCGUGUUCAUACACGAUGAAUACUUCAUGAAACUUAUUUCACUGGAGCCUGGAUUUAAGAAUAAGACGGCUGUGGUGGAAGGAUUCGGCAACGUGGGCAGCUACGCAGCCGUGUACCUGCAGCAGGAGGGCGUCAAGAUCAUCGGCGUCCUGGAGUACGACUGCACCCUGUGCAACAACGACGGCAUCGACAUCAAGGGUUUGCAGAAAUACAAACACGAUAACAAAGGCAGCGCCAAGGGUUUCCCUGGCGCUAAAGAGUGUAACAAGGAUAUCAUACUCUCGAAAUAUGACAUCUUAGUCGUCGCCGCUAUGGAGAAGACCUUGACUGCCGACAUCGCCAAAAGUCUCCAAUGCAAGAUAGUGGCGGAAGGCGCCAACGGGCCGACUGUGCCCGCGGCCGACAAGGUGCUGCAAGGCAAGAACAUCCUGGUGUUGCCCGACCUGCUGGCCAACGCGGGCGGCGUCACCGUCUCCUACUUCGAGUUCCUAAAGAACCUCAACCACGUUAGCUUCGGGAAGCUCAGCAUCAAGUUCUGGAGAGAUUCCAAUACAGCUCUUCUAGACUCUGUAGAGAAGUCGCUGAAGGCAUCGAAAAUUGACGCUCGCAUCGCUCCAACCCCCAUGUUCCAGUCGAUGAUGUCUGGAGCCAGUGAGAAGCACAUCGUCAACUCUGGCUUGGAGUACUCCAUGACGAAAGCUUGUCAUAACGUGAUGCGUGCAUGCAAAGAGCACAAGCUUGGGGUCGACCUGCGGACGUCGGCAUACAUCACCGCCAUAGAGAAGAUAUUCACCACGUACGACGAACAGGGCCUGGCGUUCUAAAUACCCUGGUAGCUUAUUUAUUAACUUCCUUAAGG